AUGAAAAAAACGAGCUCUUGCACCCCCCCCCCCCCGCCAACCGAAUCUCCCUCCCGCCAGCCGACGCCCGUGAGCAAGGAGGAGGACGCGGGCGGCUCCCCCGCCGGCGCCGCCUCCACCAGCGGGGGCUCGAUCGACAAGCCCGGCGAGGACCCGACGAAGCGCCGCUACCGGGUGGUGGUGAUGGGCGCCGCCAAGGUGGGCAAGACGGCCAUCAUCAACCAGUUCCUGUACGACUCCUUCACGCCCAAGUACACGCGCACGGUCGAGGAGAUGCACCACGGGGAGUACGAGGUCUCGGGAAUGUCGCUGACCUUGGACAUCCUAGACACAUCCGGUUCCUAUGAAUUCCCAGCGAUGAGAGAACUCUCCGUGAACCAGGCCGACGCCUUCAUCCUCGUCUACGCGAUAACGGACGCGGAUUCCUUCCAAGAGGUGCGGAACCUGCGCGAGAUGAUCAUGCGGACGAAGAACAAGCCGGUGCCCAUCGUGGUCGUGGGCAACAAGAACGACCUGGAGGAGCAGCGCGCCGUGCCCACCGAGAUGGCCGAGACGACCGUCCUCGUCAACUGGGAGAACGGCUUCCUCGAGGCCAGCGCCAAGGACAACCUCAACGUCCUGCACAUCUUCAAGGAGCUGCUCAACCAGGCAAAGAUUAGGUAUGCUCUGAGUCCAGCCGUCAAGAGGCGCCGCCAGUCCAUGCCGAACGUGGGCAUGCAGAUCACGCCGGCCCAGCUCUCUCACCUCCAGCAUAUCAAACAAAAGCACAGCGGGAAGCGCAACUCGUGUGUCAUUUCUUAGAGAAAAACGGUGCUGCUGAUCGGUCUUGCUCUCUCUCCCUCUCCUCUGUCCCUUCCGUUUUGUGCUGUAGCGGAGAUUCCAUUCAUUGUCUGUAAGAAUGUAAACCAAUAGAGUUCAGACUUCCUCGCGUCUGCGGGCUGGGCGAGCUCUGGCGCCGGAAGCUCAGCUGCGCAGCGGUCGUGCGGGCGACUCGAAUGCAGCGUCGAGAGGAAACGCGGCGAGCAGCGGGGGAAUCGCGCUGACAAGCAGACGCAGGCUCGCCGGUGUUCGGAAGCAGCACAAAAGGGAAAGAAAAAGGAAAGAACAAGAAAGAAAAAGGAUUAAGUCGCUUGGAAAUUUUAGAACUAGUGUUUGGAUUAUGUUAUGAAUAUACAAAAGAUUUAAAAAAAAAAAAAACUGUUUGAUGGACGUCGUGUGGAACGGAAAACAGAUUGUCCAAGUAUGUUUUGCUUUAUCUGAAAAAAAAACUUUGAAUCAUGAUAAACGCAUUAAAAAAAUGAAAUGAUCAGAUGUUGCAAACCGAAGAAAAGGGUAAAAUAUACAUGUAAUAAAAAUAACGUUCUUCUUCUAUGUUCACUGAGCUUUACCCCUCUUUCCUCCAGCUCUUGGUAGUUCACCUCGAUAGUGAUUUAAGAAGCUUUUUCGGAUUUUGCUCGCGUUUCCCCGCCGCGGUCGGGUGCUUUCCCCAAUACAUGUAAUCUGUGCCAAACGACCACGCGGAAAUUUGCAUCUCACUGUGACAGUUUCUCUCCCGCUUGCACGGACCCGCAUCCGGGUUCCUGAACACCGCCUCACGCGGCCGAGCCUUCCUCCUCCUCGGCGAUGGCCUUGUUCGGAGCGGGCUGGAGGGACAGGCCGGCGCCGCCUCCCUCAGGGCCGGGGGAUCUACCACACACACACACACGCACACACACACGCGCACACACACACACACACACACACACACAACACACAC
Messenger RNA from Penaeus vannamei (Pacific white shrimp), 1756 nucleotides. NCBI's taxonomy places the organism in Eukaryota, Metazoa, Arthropoda, Malacostraca, Decapoda, Penaeidae. The record is from RefSeq and is a predicted model, not a curated record.